Leptidea sinapis is the source of this 1849-nucleotide messenger RNA. Its product is annotated as androgen-induced gene 1 protein-like. Gene Ontology annotation, cellular component: endomembrane system; membrane. The transcript is spliced from 2 exons. NCBI's taxonomy places the organism in Eukaryota, Metazoa, Arthropoda, Insecta, Lepidoptera, Pieridae. Bases 508 to 1212 code for a protein of 234 amino acids. The record is from RefSeq and is a predicted model, not a curated record.
GAAGUUUAAUCCGGCUGAGAUUGAAAGCGAACAGUUUCUUAUAACGUAGUGGAUUUCGGCUAUCUCUGUUUUUUACAGGAUUAUAGCCGUCAUCUGUCCAUCUAUCAAUGACUGCAGCACUGCACCACUGAAUAACAGAACACUUUUCAUACAAUUGAGUGAAACCGGAAUCGCUUUUGAGAGUUUUGCUAAGAGUAGGGGCUGCCUUGCCUGCUGCUGACUUCCUGUUGCUUGUUGGCCGUAAGCUGUCGUGAGUUGUUAAACAGAAUAACGAUCGAAGUUCUCAAUUAUUUUCUUUAAAUUUUAAUCACUUUUGAAAAUUAUUAUUUGAUUUACUUAUAGGUACACAGUUUAAAAGCAGUUACUUUGGUGAACAACGUGCCUAUUAGCAAAAUGCUUUAUAAUUUGCAAUAAGAGUUUUUAAAGUAGACCAAAAUUCAAGCGCCUAGUAUUUGAAAGUGGUAAAUGAAAGUUUGCAUUAAUUAUUGAUUUGAAUUCCUCCUGAGGAUGUGGAAGAUAUUGUUUCAUCUUUUUGGGUUGCUACAGUUUUCCUAUGGCUGUUAUUAUGAUUUUAUGUAUGUCCAAGCCCCAAGCUCCCUCAUUAGGGCAACUCCAUUCGGAGGUAAAUUAAAAUAUCUGACAUACCUGAAUGCUAUGCUACAAACAGUUUACUUUACUGUAGCAUUGCUAAAUGAUCUGUUUGGAACUAAUGAGGCAGCCCAAUCCCAAAAGCCUCUCAUAAGAAGACUGAAGGACACAAUAUUCAGCUCGCUUGCAUUCCCAAUAUCAAUGUUUGUUGGAAUAACAUUUUGGGGAAUAUAUGCUGUAGAUAGAGAGCUGAUCUUGCCACAAGUUAUGGACGAAUUCUUCCCCUUCUGGUUAAAUCAUGUUAUGCAUUCCAAUAUUGUUGUUUGUACCUUAAUUGAACUUUUUACAUCAUUUAGAAUGUAUCCUCGCAGAAAAAUAGGACUUUCUACACUUUCAUUUUUUAUGCUUGGUUAUGCUGUUUGGGUACACAUAAUAUAUUUUAAGACUGGAAGCUGGGUGUACCCUAUUCUCUCAGUUUUAAACUGGCCUUUGAGAAUAGUGUUUCAUCUGUUUAGCCUUGCAUUUGUUUGUGCAUUGUACACAUUUGGUGAAACACUUAAUAGAGCUGUAUGGUCAAAAGAAAUAGAAUCCACUGUACGGUCCGGCAAAAAGAAGGCCAAAUGAAAUGCUUCGUUUUUUUCAUGAUAUAUUUUAAAUGGUUUUUUUUUGUUCAUAGUUCAUUUCGAGUAGCAAAUUGUGUACAUGUAAUUACAUCUUGAAUUGUCACAAUGUGUUGUGAUUUCAAGCUUUUAAAUCAUGUAAUUCUUAGAUUGAGAUUAUAAAAUUAAUAAGACUCGACACAUUGUUUCAAAUUAUUAACAUUUUAUUGAAAUCAAAUAAUACUUAGCUAAAUUUAUAAUUUGUGCCUUGAGAUUUAAAGGUGAAAUCAAAACAUAUGGGAAUUUAGGUAAAUUUACUUUAAGACUAUGAAUUUAUUAUUUAUUUUUGAUACAGUAACAAGUAUAGUAGCAAGCACAUUAUUUAUUUAAUUUAUUAGUCAACUUGUGUAGUUGUUUUGCACUUUCAAUAAUAUAAUCUUACAAUAAUAUUAAAUAAGAAACAAACUGUGAAGCACAAAUUUAGUAAUUAUAAAUGUGAUAUUUGGCUUAAUCCAGUAACAAUACACAUAUAUAAGUUGAUCAUGUACCAACAUAUGAUUGUUAAAAUAAAAUUAUUAAUACUCCAGUGCUAGAAAAAACUUGCCAUUCAUUUAUACAGUUGUUAUUGUUACAGUAAUCGCAAUAAAUUUGUUAUAAAUCUU